This is a messenger RNA of Anopheles funestus (African malaria mosquito), 4343 nucleotides long. RefSeq lists its product as uncharacterized. Lineage: Eukaryota; Metazoa; Arthropoda; Insecta; Diptera; Culicidae. The record is from RefSeq and is a predicted model, not a curated record. Gene Ontology annotation, biological process: monocarboxylic acid transport; transmembrane transport. The coding region runs from base 1367 to 4045 and encodes 892 amino acids. The transcript is spliced from 11 exons. Gene Ontology annotation, molecular function: monocarboxylic acid transmembrane transporter activity.
GCUUGCUUCAGAAGAAAAACCGUACUUGAACGGGGUGGUCCUAUCGCACACGUCGGAGUCAUUUUCCUUUUUAAAGGCCACCACUGAACCACUCACAGUGCAAUUAGGGCUCGCGUGGGGUUUAUGGUUUGUGCAUUGGUUUAUAUUGCAUACGACAAAACCUCCCCCCUCGCGCCAGGAAUUUGUUCGCUUACGUUUUCCGGAUACGGCAUUACUGCUACAGCCUAAGUUAAAAAAGAGCCCUUUGUGAGUGAGUUCUCCUACGUACGGGUGUGUGUGUGUGUGUGCGUGUGUGUGUAUUAAAAAAGCAUCACAUAACUAAAACCACCGAUUCGGGAAGUUGGCCAGUUAGACUCCCUUCCUUACGAUAUUUGAUUUUUUUUUGGUUUUAGAAGAAAAGCAAAAACGGUACAGAGUAGCAAAAAGUAGUUAGAUAAUUGUACUUGUCGCGUGUCUGUGUCUGUCCCCGUUCUUUGGCUUGCGUAAAAUCGGGUCGCCGGAAGUACCCUCGAAAGCAGCGAAUUGGAUAGAAAGAAUUGUUUUGCGGAACAAAAAGGGACACGAUCUCCGAUUUUUUUCCCCCGUAACACGAGUGUUACGUGUGGUCAUCACCUUUAGGAGAGAUCUAGUAAGGAACAGCGUUUGCCAAAAAAAAAAACAAAGAGGAAGCACGAAGAAGUACCAGAUAGACGAAGAAGCGUAGCUUUACCAAUUGGCAGUUUUUCUUGUCUAAAAGACAAUUCGGUGAUAGUAUUACAUAAACUUCUAGCACAGAGAGUAGCGUCAACCACAACCCAAAAAACAAAAACACCUUAGGGACUUAGUUGUAUGUGUGUCGGUACACACUCUUCACUCCAGUAGCGCAAUUACUAGUACAGGACAUGGGACAGUAUUAGCUCUAAAGUAAAAAUCUAGCAAAGUAGCAGCAAUUCUACUGUGACCCCGAAAAGACAACGUGACAAUACAAUUUCUAGUAGCGGAAUACCUAGGAAAGCGUAUAUCUAGGGAUCUAGGUGUCAGAAACUCAAAGCUGACGGCCACCGAUAGUGGAAACGAUCGCAAUAUCCUGCAAAACGAAGAAUUAUGCGUGAUUAGACGAGUUUUGUCUGCAUCCGUUUUCCAUUUCCUGGAAGUUGGAAAACAGUACCGCCUGAGCUCCGCACAACACACAGUGGUACAGUUCCGCGAGCCAUCCUUCGGUUGGGUGCCACCAACUCAAACUCGGAAUACAACAAACCAAGCACAACCGUAACCGUACAUCUUUACUGCCCGGCCAGACACGACCAGAGAACACGACCAAAAACACCGUUAGUCCAAUGAAACCAAGUUUCAAGAACGGAAAGUUCGCCACAUCCAUCUACGAAAAAUGUCUCUGCCAAAAGAAUGGAAUCUCCAGACAUCGCAGGAGUGUCUUAAUCAGUACCUGCGCCCACAAAGCCUCUUUUCGGAGGAUAUCGAAAUACAACCCCACGCGGAUGAUAACCGACUCUUCGAUGGCGUCUACCAUCCAUCCAUACCGGAACAGCGAUGCCGGGCGCCUCUCAAUGCCGCCCUGCUGGCCGAGUUCGAGAACAGUGGAUCCAUGUUCUCGAUCCAGUCCGCACCGGUCGUUACGGCAUCCGGCAAGGAACCCGCGACCAACACGAACGAUACCUCGGCCAUACCACCUGCGGUGGCCUGCACCAAGUUUACCGGCGAUGGUGACGGGCGACAACCGUACGCAAACGACGGAGCAACCCUGCUCGAUGACUUCGGGCCACCACCGCAACCGGCGACAGGGACAGUUGCUGGUGGACGUAACGAUACCGUACUUCGACCAUCCUCACUCGCACUCGAUACGCACUACAACUUGGUCAAGCCACUCAGCGGAGUGGAGCCCCAGCCUUCGACCGAACUGGACGAGGAUGACAACGAGAACCUGUUGACUGUUUCGAGUCUAACCGCUCGUCCGUUGAUAGCGAAGUCUCGUGAGAUAAGAAACAAAAAGCAAAAGCUUCACAUCCAGCGGCAGCGAAAGCAGGUUGCAUCCGAUACCAGCGAAGAUGACGAUGAUAGUCCGCCUGAUGGUGGUUACGGCUGGAUCAUCGUGUUCGGUGCAUUCUCGGUCCAGUUCUGGGUGGCCGGACUGGUAAAAUCGUACGGUGUGCUGUACGUGGAGAUAAUGGAAAACUUCCCGAACGCUUCGGCCACAACCGCAUCCUGGAUACCGGCGAUCCUGUCCGCACUGUGUUUGGUACUAGCGCCACUAUCCAGUGCACUGUGUCAACGCUUUUCCUGCCGCAUCGUGGUCAUCAUUGGCGGUGUGUUCUGUGGUCUUGGACUAACGCUGAGCUACUUUGCAACCAGCAUGUAUCAUUUGCUUUUCACCUUCGGAAUACUGACCGGAAUUGGCGGAGGUCUCUCUACAACACCGGGGAUCGUUAUAGUGUCCCAGUAUUUUGAGAAACAUCGCGCACUAGCAAACGGGAUCACCAUCUCCGGUACGGCUGCUGGGAGUUUCGUGUUCCCGAUGCUUAUCGAACGGUUGAUACAUCUGUUUGGAUUUCACGGUACCUUGCUAAUACUGGGAGGUUGCAUGCUGCACGUAUGCGUUUCUGGCGCACUUUACCGACCGCUCGAGAAGAAGCAAGAGCUCGAACCAUCGAAGGAGGGUACCCAAUUCUCGUCCCGUAGCGAUUUCCGCGAAAAUCUUGGCCAUCUUAGCUCAUCGGAGGAUCACCUAAGCAAACGCUGCUUGGAGGAUCUGUUUCUGGACGAUCAAAACCGCAACAAUAGCCUUACGAGCGAUAACAACAAGUUCGUCAACAUAACGGAAAAAACGCUCCAAGAAAGUGAAGACGAACUGAAAGAUAUCCUCUCGAGUGCAAUCUUUCUUAAGCCCAUUUCGUCGAUCCGUAGCUGCAGUAUUCUGCACUCGGUCGAGGAUCUGAGCACCGAUUCGACCUGCGUCUAUAAGAACCGCGCCAGUGGCUAUGACUCCAAGCGAAACAGUAUGCGCUACAAGCAGCAGCACCUUCACCAUCGGCAGGAAGCGCAGGCACGCCCUCUGCAGCUGCCCGAAUCGAUCGGAUCACAGACGACGCUGGGUAUGGCCGAGGGUGGCGUGCGUGGUGAUGCUCCACUCUUGGGACCACUGCUGCUGGCACCGAACGAGCUGGACAAGUCGGUGGCGGUCGCACCGGAAGCGAACGCAACAGCAGCUGUUGUCCCAAUGAAGACGGCAGCGGCCGGCACAAUUCCAACGGUGAUGAGCUCGAACAACAUGUGCACGAUGGUACCGACGAAGGGACUGGCGCAGAAUAACAAUCGGGGAUUGAGCAAGAGCAUGAUCAUUCCAACACCGGUAGGCGAUCUGGAUGAGAUCUUUGACGAGGAUCCGUACACGGCAUACAAUGCAACGUGUCUGGAAAAGAUUAGUCAAUAUCUGGACAUUACGCUCCUGCAGGACAUCACGUUCAUACUAAUGUGCCUCUCGGUAGCUUUAAUGUCGGUGGGAUGUCCGUAUAUGCUUUACUAUCUGCCAGCGUACGUAAUUUCUGCUGGUUACACCAAAUCGGAGGCAGGAUAUUUGGUUGCUGUCAGUGCGGCCUUAGACUUGAUCGGACGCCUUGCCUUGGGCUGGCUGUCGGAUUUGGAUCUGUUUGAUCGAAAGAAGGCUUACAUUGUCUGUAUUCUAGGUGCUGGGACGGCCGUACUUACCAUACCGUCGAGCAGUAACGCUUGGUUCGUGAUUGUGGUUAGCGCUGGAUGCUAUGGACUGUGCUUGGGCAGCUGGUACUUACUGGUUCCGGUAUUACUGGCCGACCUGUUCGGGACGGAACGUAUUAGCUCCAGCUAUGGCUUGGUUCGGAUGUUCCAAAGUAUUGGUGCAAUCUCGGUGCCACCACUAGCAGGUUUACUGCGCGACCUAUCCGGUGGGUAUGAGAUCUGUUUCUACUGCAUGGGGGUUUGUAUGGUGAUGGGUAGCGUACCGCUGAUUGCCAUUAUACUACGAGACUCGAUUGCACUCAAGGACAAGCGACUCCAACUGGGCCAGACGGCUUAAAAUGGACGGCUGCCCAGCAUCCAAGAAUCAGCCGUGGACGAGGGGCGUUGCCAACGGAUGGUAUUGGAAUGUAUAAAUCCAGGAAGUGGAUAAUUAGGACUGAACUAUCUGGUUGAACGAUCUGGAGCUAUAUCGUAAUUAGCGUAAUCGGAGUAAUGCAUAUUAAUUUUAGUACAUAAGCAAUCUGAACCAAAACCAACCCAACACAGAAAAGAAGAACAAUAAAGGAAUAAAAGAAGUCAAAAACGUUUACAAUUCUCGUGAUCAUGAAUAAAAUUAUGUUUGUAUACCUAGUUUA